Kwoniella mangroviensis CBS 8507 is the source of this 4356-nucleotide messenger RNA. RefSeq lists its product as uncharacterized. NCBI's taxonomy places the organism in Eukaryota, Fungi, Basidiomycota, Tremellomycetes, Tremellales, Cryptococcaceae. Gene Ontology annotation, biological process: mitochondrial DNA replication. Gene Ontology annotation, cellular component: gamma DNA polymerase complex; mitochondrion. The coding region runs from base 1 to 4356 and encodes 1451 amino acids. The transcript has 4 exons. The record is from RefSeq and is a predicted model, not a curated record. Gene Ontology annotation, molecular function: 3'-5' exonuclease activity; DNA binding; DNA-directed DNA polymerase activity.
AUGCUGAAAGCUAUCGACGUCGCAAGACUAACGCGUCCCAGUCAAAUCCGAUGUCGACCCAACUUGUUUCCCUGUGUACGAUCGAUCAGUCGAUCAACUCGAAUCCAGGAUCCAGAGGAUGACUUGGCUCUCUCGGAAUACGGCGGUAGAGGACGAUCCGAUUAUAACGAUUUCUUGGAGGCCCAGGAGAUGCAGAAACGGAAGAAACUGGAAGCCGAGACUGCUAAACCGUUCAGAAACUCAAAUCUUCCCAGUCUUCUCAAUCGCAAGUCGUUUGGUCCUCGACCUAAGGACACGACUACCACUGUGGUAGAGGCUUCAUCUUCGAAAGUGCGUGAGAGCGAUCGACCCAAGCCAGCGUUACCAAGUAGGAAAGGCAAAGAGAAAGCUAAAGAUCAGGAUGAAGCUGGAUCAAAUCAGGCUGAUGCCCCUUCACCUAGCAAUAGAUUACGACGAAACCCCGUUGGCGUACAAAUGCUCUCACCUUCACUUCACUCCCAAAUCUUCCCCGGUAAAUCACUUACCAAACCUCCUCCAUCGCUACUGGAUAUAUCUCUAAGUCAUCUCAAGGCCAAUGGUCUCUCACCCGACGGUGCAGCAGUCUUACCAGAAAUAAAUUUUGAUAUGCCCCCGAUACAAGGUCACAAUAUCCGAGAUCAUUUCUUUAAUCUAGGUCAACACACUGCUGAACCGUACUUAUCCAUGGCGAAAGAUUUCAUGAGUUCGGAAAUUCCUGAAAUGCCUAAGAAGUGGGAGAUGAGCAAAGCAGGAUGGACAAAGUACCAUCCGGAUGGACGGAUGGAAGCUGUCGAGGAUCUCGGUGAAGAAACGAUGGUGUCCUUUGACGUGGAAACACUGUACAAGCUGUCGCCAUUCCCCGUAAUGGCUACGGCCGUAACACCCAAUGCAUGGUACUCUUGGCUAUCACCUACAAUAUUCGAAGACCCUCCUCAGACUACGCCAGACCCACCAGAACCUUGGGAAACAAGAGUUCCCCAACAUCAUCCACACGAUUUGAUACCGCUCUUCAGUGGGUCUAAGGCCAGAGUGGUAAUUGGACAUAACGUGGGAUACGAUCGUGCGAGGGUGAAAGAGGAAUACUCAUUAGAAAGGACAUCUACAAGAUGGUUGGAUACACUUUCUUUACACGUCGCUACGAGGGGUAUAACCUCUGUUCAAAGACCAGCAUGGAUGGCUCAUCGGAAGAACAAAAAAGCCAAAAUGUUAAGAGAUCAAGAAUCGAAAGAUGCGUUGAUGGAGAUCGCGGAGGAGAAUGGUGAUCCGGAAUUUCUGCAAGGUGUUCAGGAAUUGACCGAUACAUCUGAUGGAGAAAGUAUGGAAUCAAGUCAGAAUAUAUGGCAAGAUGUCACUUCGGUCAACUCUUUAGCGGAAGUAGCGAAUCUUCAUUGUGAAAUACCAGUGGACAAAUCGGUUAGGAACCGAUUCGCAGAUGAAAGUAUCAAACAUGCUUCUCAACUCAGAUCAGAAUUAGAAGAUUUGUUGACAUAUUGCGGAGGAGAUGUGAAAAUUACUCAUGAUGUGUAUAAGAAAGUAUUACCCUUGUUUUUGGAAUCAUGUCCUCACCCUGCAAGUUUUUCAGGGGUGUUAUCGAUGGGGAACUCGUUUUUACCUGUAGAUGAGAAUUGGAAAGAAUACUUGAAGAAUGCUGAGAGUACGUAUAAGAAGAUGGAUGAAGGUGUCAAGAAGGCUUUGAGAGUUUUGGCCGAGAAGUUGAGGAAAGAAGGUAAGAAGGAGGGUGAUCCUUGGUCAGAACAAUUGGAUUGGUCGCCUAAGACAGCAAGAUGGGAGGAUGGUAUCGAAGAAACGAAUGAUCAAGCAACUGCUGUCACAACCGAUGCAUCAAACUCUACUGAAACUGUUAUCGAAUCUACCUCUACUUCUCUGCUAGCUGAGAUUCCAUCGAAACCAAAAUGGUCAUCCGAUCUUUCCAAAGAUUCGCCAUAUAUUAUUUCCACCCAUACUCAACGAUAUUUCCUCCCUCUCUUCCUUCGAAUGUCCUACAAAGGUCAUCCGGUUGCCUAUCUUGCAGAUCACUAUUGGUGUUUCAUGGUCCCUCAUGCGUCCUCAUCAGAAUAUAUCGACGAUCACGGUUUCCCUGUAGCAUUACAUCCAAAGAAGGACAAACGCCUAGAAGAACUGGAAGAGGAAUAUUCAUUUUUCAAGAUCGGAAAGCCAGAAGAACCCAGAAAGGUUAAACUUGUAGGACCAGGAAUAAGGUCUUUGUUGAAGAAAGGAGAAUUAACCAGUUCUUACGGUGAUUUGCUGCCCCGAUUGGCUCAGACGAGUUUAGAAGUUGUGAAGGAGGAUCUGUGGAAAUGCGCUGAAGAGUUCGAACGAAUGGGAAAGCAGGGUCCUUGGGCUCAGCAGCUGGACUGGAAAUCUGUUCCACAAGAUACAUCAAAGACCGCCACGACUAGCCCGGAAACCAUUUCCCCGCCUUCUCCAGCCUCAUUUGUAGCUUCCACUAGCUCUACGCCCACGAAGAAAGCAAAAUCUUCCAAAGCCAAUCUCGGUACAUGGCCCAAAUGGUAUUGGGAUCUGUCCGGUCCACCUUCGCGUAUACCAGCUGGAGAGCUAGAUCUGACAUUCAAGAAGACCGUUGCUCCCCUACUUCUGCGUCUUCAGUGGCAGGGUUACCCGCUCAUACACAGUCGAACCCAUCGAUGGCUCUACCGUGUCCCUCGGACUAUCAUUGAGACUGGAUCAGCAGAUGCCCUACAAGCUAGAGGUGGUCGAGUGAAGUUUGACAAAACUGGACCUGAUGCUGUAUAUGCUGAAGAUAAAGACCACUAUUAUUUCCGACUUCCUCACAAAGAUGGUGAAGGGAAGAACGUUGGUAAUCCACUUUCUAAACAUUUCGUCAAAUCAAUCGAAUCCGGUGAACUCGCUUCUGCGGCUGCUGAAUCAGGGGACGACGUAGCUGCCAGAGCUGCUACGGACGCUACCAAUAUGAAUGCCUUUUGCAGUUAUUGGAUCAGUUCGAGGGAAAGGAUAAUGGAUCAGAUGGUCGUAUAUCGUGAACCGAAUUUGGGAAUGAUCUUACCUCAAGUGAUCACUAUGGGAACUGUCACUCGUCGAGCAGUAGAGGGAACUUGGUUAACGGCAUCCAACGCUAAGAAGAAUCGAGUAGGGUCCGAGCUCAAAGCCAUGGUCAGAGCGCCACCUGGAUAUGCUAUUGUGGGUGCGGAUGUCGAUUCGGAAGAAUUGUGGAUAUCAAGUGUCAUGGGAGAUUCGCAAUUUGGUAUUCAUGGUUCGACAGCAAUAGGAUGGAUGACUUUAGAAGGAACCAAAUCGGCUGGGACGGACCUGCAUUCCAAGACCGCUUCGAUCUUAGGUAUCUCCCGAGAUGCCGCGAAAGUAUUCAACUAUUCUCGAAUAUACGGUGCGGGUAAAAAACACGCUGUUCAGUUACUACUUCAAGGCGAUUCGAAAUUGACUAAGGAAUCUGCUGGUAAAUUAGCAGAUAAUCUAUACAAAGCUACAAAAGGAUCUAAAACCAUCCGAAGUAAGAACCUUGCUCCUGCAGCUAUUCCUUCAAUAUGGCAUGGCGGAUCAGAAAGUUAUCUGUUCAAUACAUUAGAAGCGAUUGCUUUAUCCGAUAGACCUACGACUCCAGCGUUGGGAUGUGGAAUCACCAAAGCUCUCAGAAAAUCAUAUUUGGAAGAAGGAUCUUCGUAUUUACCUUCAAGAGUAAAUUGGGUAGUACAGUCGUCAGGUGUAGAUUACUUACACUUACUGAUAGUCUCUAUGGAAUACUUAACUGCAAAGUACAACAUUCAAGCAAGAUAUCUGAUAUCGGUCCAUGAUGAAGUUAGAUAUCUGGCUAAAGAAGAAGAUAAAUAUAGAUUAUCGAUGGCAUUGCAAAUUGCCAAUGUUUGGACUAGAGCUUUGUUCUGCUAUAACUUAGGAUUGGACGAUAUGCCUCAAGGAAUUGCGUUCUUCUCGGCGGUGGACGUAGAUCACGUACUGAGAAAAGAGGUGUUUCUUACUUGCGAAACUCCCUCGCAUCCUCAGGUGAUCUCUCCAGGGGAAUCACUAGAUAUAGUGCAAUUGUUGGAAAAGACAAAUAAUGGUGAUUUGAGUAAACCCAAAUUUGAGGAUCUAUCGAACAGAAGUGUAGAAAGACAAGUUGAUCUGCCAGUGGAUCUGUUCGGAGAUAUCACGUCAGACCGACAUCGAUUGUUCUUGGAUGCUCAAGCUAGAAGGAAAGGUGAACAGGCGAAGAAGUAUUUGGAUAGUUUGCCUUCCGUUGUUGGUUCGGUUGCAGAAGCUGAGGAAAGACGAUUAAGUCAGAGUACCAAGAAGAGAAUGAUGGCUUAUGAGAAAAGGUCAUAA